AUGGACGAGUCACUGGGAUCAGACCCUUCGGAGGAACCACAAAGUGCCGACCCACAAGAUGCCUAUGAACGUGGGCAUGGCCCUUACCAGCCACACGAACCGGGCUAUGGUCUUGACCAGCCCGGAUACAGCCCAUACGAGGAUGAGAUUCCUGAUCCCCAAGCCCAGAUGCUGGCAAUCAAGAAUGCAAAAGCCUAUUUACUGAAGACCAGCACAAAAUCUGGCCUGAAUUUAUAUGAUCAUUUUGCUAAUAUACUAACAAAGAUCCUGGAUGAACAGCCCACAAAUGUAGUAGACAUAAUUGAGAAUAUCAGCAAGGAUGUGAAGUGGGCUCAGUUUCGGAAAAAAAUGGACACUCUCCGAGAUGAACAUCUGAUUCCUCCAACAUUUGAAGCUGCAGAAAAGUGUAAAGCUUUGUUCGUCAAGGAAGGUGGAGAAGAAGAACAUGAAGAAGUAGAAGAAGAGAUGGGACAGCCCUCUCUACCAAAUGUGAUGGAAACAGCCUUUUAUUUUGAACAGGCUGGAAUUGGCUUGAACAAAGAUGAAUCCUAUUACAUAUUCCUUGCCCUUAAAAAUCUAAUUAAUGUUCAUCCAAUCCAGACCUGUCGCUUCUGGGGCAAAAUUUUGGGCCUGGAAAUGAACUAUAUUAUAGCUGAAGUACAGUUACGGGAAGGGGAAGAGGAGGAAGAAAUAGAAGAGGAAGGAGAGGAAACUAUUGCAGGAGAGAAAGAGUUGGGUGAGGGUGAAGAAGAAGAGGAGCAGAAAGAAAAAGAAGCUGAACCACCAAAGUCCACCUAUAAACCCCCACCUGAGAUCCCAAAAGAAGCAAAUGGGACUGGGACUAAUAAAUAUGUCUACUUUGUCUGUAAUGAGCCAGGCAAACCCUGGAUGAAGUUGCCUCCAGUGACACCAGCCCAGAUUGUCUGUGCCAGGAAAAUCAAGAAGUUCUUCACUGGUCGGCUGGACGCUCCUGUUGUGACCUUUCCUCCUUUUCCUGGAAAUGAGGCCAAUUACCUGCGCGCACAGAUAGCUCGAAUCUCAGCAGGAACCCAUGUCUCUCCCACUGGAUUUUACCAGUUUGCAGAGGAGGAAGAAGAAGAAGAAGGAGCAGAUACAUAUGAAGAAAAUCCCGAGUUUGAACCUCCUCCUGUGGUUGAAAUGGUGGAGUCCCUCACAAUGUGGGCACACCAUGUCAAGGGCAUUCUAAAUCAGGGUCGCUGUUCUUGGAUUAAUCCUUCUCAAAAAUCAGAGGAAAAUGAAGAAGAAGAUGAAGAGGAGGAAGAGGAGGAGGGAGAAGAGCAACAGGAAGAAAGAGGACCACCCCUUCUUACUGUAAUCUCUGAAGAUGAAGGCAUGAAAGACAUCCCUGCUUGGACAGCUCAGGCUUCUACAAACCUGAUCCCGCAAUAUUCUAUUGCAAUCCUGCAGUCUAACCGAUGGCCUGGAGCUUAUGCCUUUGCUUCUGGCAGGAAAUUUGAGAACAUCUACUUUGGCUGGGGUCACAAAUACAGUCCAGAAAGUCACACUCCUGCACUGCCCCCGCCAGCACAAGCAGAAUUCCCCAGCGGGCCAGAAAUCACUGAGACAGUAGACCCCACUGUGGAAGAGGAAAUGGCUUUCAAGGUUGCGCAGGAAGAAGCCUUAGCCGAAGCUGAGGAAGAGGAAGAUGAGGAAGGGGAGGAUGAUUAA
Messenger RNA from Pseudopodoces humilis (Tibetan ground-tit), 1689 nucleotides. RefSeq names its product radial spoke head protein 4 homolog A. Gene Ontology annotation, cellular component: axoneme; radial spoke. Gene Ontology annotation, biological process: axoneme assembly; cilium movement involved in cell motility; cilium assembly. Lineage: Eukaryota; Metazoa; Chordata; Aves; Passeriformes; Paridae. The record is from RefSeq and is a predicted model, not a curated record.